AUGAUGUCUGCUUCGGCAUCGCCCUCCAUCCGGGCUUUUCAAAGCCGGGACAAUUCUCCUUCACCUCGACCACGCCCUCUGGCACGGAUGCCUUCCAUCCAGCGUGUCAACACCGCCUUUGGUCAAUCUCACACGGGCAAUCCAACAUCCGCCAAUAGCAUCUCCUCCGUUUCGCCAAGCCCGUAUCUACAAUCCCUACAGUCUUCUCCCCUAGUCUCCCAGUCCAGUCAACACAACCUCCAGCUGGGAAACCCGGUUCCCUUUGAGCUUCCCGAGUCGCUCAUCGCCCCUCCUCAUGCCUCUUCUUCGGCGAGGGACACGUCCACGGGCUCCAAAUCCGUUGGACUAAUGCGCAAGUUGUCUCAAAGUGCCAAGGAGGGCGUUUCUUCGACGCGCCAGAUCCUCCGGAGAAAGGCCUCUUCUACUGCGCAGAGUCGUCGAGAUGAAAGCACUGGACCAAUCACCAGACGCCGCAGUGACAGCAAGACGGCCGUCAACAAUGGAUCCGCCAUAGAGUCGGCUUCCCUCGAUAACUUACCUCUUGAUCUCCAGUCAGGCUUGGGUCUCUAUGAUACCAUGAGUCUCUCAAGUGAGCCAGUCACUCUUGUCGACACGAGUCCUGAGGGCCAAGCUCCUUGCGUCCCAGAGCGACUGGUCGGAGGUUGCAUCUUGACCAAAAUCACCAAGAACAAGAAACAAGAGAAGAUGUUCUUCCUCGAUGUCGAGGGUUCCCGAGUCUCCUGGAAAGGCGCUGUAACCAUGAAAGUCUUCCACAUAGAUAAUAUCAAAAGCAUUCGAAGUGGCGAGGAGGCUGCCAGCUACCAGCAAGAACUCCGGGGGGAGGCCGUGGACCCCGACCUUUGCUUCACUAUCAACUAUGCCACUUCGGACUCUUCAAAGCAGGUCAAGACUCUGCACCUUGUCGCUCAUCAUCAUGCCGACCUCAGAUUGUGGGUCGACACUUUGGAAAGUUUGGCCAAGCACCGCGAAGAGCUGAUGACCAUCGGUUCUUCCGAGCGAGAAUCGGUCAUGCGAGCCCAUUGGGCCAGUGAGAUGGCCAAACGGCCCGAUGCCACGAAGAGCGAUGGUCUGGACUUGUCGGCUGUCCAGUCACUCUGCCGUAAACUCCACAUCCACGCUCCAGAGAAAGAACUCGAGGAACAUUUUAGCUCUGCUGAUGUGGACCAUGCUAAACGGUUGACGUACGAGCAGUUCAAAGAAUUCCUCAGACGUCUCCGUGAGAGAAGUGAUAUCAGAAGGGUCUUCAACGAAUCAAAGGGCUUCAACUUACCCGGUCUCACUCGCUUCCAAUUCACCUCUUUCCUUCAACAAGUACAGGGUGUCAAUCUUGCUCUUGUAUCCGAGCCAGCGAUUUGGGAAGAAAAGAUCAACGACCUGAUUUCCUUAUCGUUCCCAAAUGAUCCAGAGAUGCGUGAAGCAGGCCUCAUUGAUGCUAAUGCAUUUGCGGCCUUUCUCAUGUCCAAGGAUUGUCACGUCUACUCAAAGCCUCAAGACUCGAUUGCUGUUUUCGAUCGUCCGCUGAAUGAGUACUUCAUCUCCAGCUCGCACAACACCUAUCUCACUGGAUGGCAAGUCAAUGGAACAUCUUCAGCGGAAGCAUAUAUUACAGCUUUACGUCACGGAUGUCGUUGCAUUGAGAUUGAUUGCUGGAAUGGUCAAGAUGGCAACCCGAGGGUAACACAUGGACGUACGCGUACCACCUCUGUUCUCUUCUCGGACUGCAUCAAUGCCAUUCAACGAUGCGCCUUCGACGUCACUCCAUACCCUCUCAUAAUCUCUCUCGAAGUCCACUGCGACCCAGAACAACAAGCCAAAAUGGUCAAUAUUAUGACUGACGUGUUCGGCGACCGUCUCCUGGUUCAUCCUCUACCGGGCUUCACCACGAAACUGCCAUCGCCGGAACACUUAAAGCACAAGAUUCUAGUCAAGGUCAAAGCCACCGAACUUCAUGCUGAUCUUGAAGCUUCUCGUCAUGCCGCAGCUACCUCUCGCACCCGCAGUGCAAGCUCUCCACAAAGAAAUCCUCUGCAGUCGUCUAUGCUGACUGCCCAGGGCCUGACAACAGCGUCAAGCCCCUCCAUCAUCACCCCACCUGAAACCAUAUAUUCUCCCACCGACAGAUCAGUGACAGCAACAAGUGCAAGCAGUGCCGACGAAGAGAGUGAUGUCGCUCUUACAUCACCAAGUCUAAAGCGAGCACCCAAAUUGAGCAAAGUUGGGCCGUACCUUUCUGCACUUGGUGUAUACCUAAAGGGCUAUACUCUCCGUGAAGGACGUGACCUACAGUUCAGUCAAUACAACCACAUUUUUUCCCUGAACGAGAACCGCGCCAUAGAGCUUUGUCAUUCAGCAGAGGACAAAGCUCUAUUUGAGGAUCACAACCUACAUUACAUGUGCAGAGUCUACCCAAAGAAUCUCCGCUUCCAAUCCUCCAACUUCGAUCCCAAUACCUUCUGGAGACGCGGGGUCCAAAUGGUUGCCCUCAAUUGGCAGACCUUUGAUGCGCACAUGCAAAUGAACCAAGCCAUGUUCGCCGCUGGUACCGACGCAUAUGGAUAUGUACUGAAGCCCGAGUACCUCCGCAAACCUCGCACCAAAAAUGGGGGCUUCCAGCACCGCGUCAAAUUGCCACGAUAUAAGAUGAAGUUUUCGGUCCAAGUCAUAUCCGCGCAACAACUACCUCGUCCGGCCAACAUGAGCAAGGAUACGCCACUGAACCCCUUUAUCGAGGUGCAAAUGUUCAGCGCCGAAGAUCGAGCACGAGGUAUUGCAAAUGGAACAGGCGGAAGAGAAACUUACUCAAAUGGCUACCACGGCAUCGGCUCGCCGUAUCGUCGGCAGACGCAAGUUUGUUUCGGUAAUGGCUACAAUCCUCAAUUUGGCGAGAACAUUGAGCUUUCAUUGGAGACAAAGUAUCCUGAUCUGGUUUUUGUACGCUUCAUUGUGUACAAUUCCGACGAUGGCAGGUCCAAUGGCAAAGGCGUUAAACAACUCGCAGCCUUCACGGCCAAACUGGGCAGCCUACAAAAAGGGUAUAGGCAUCUGCCUCUGUAUAACGGGCAUGGCGAGGAAUUCAUCUUCUCCACGUUGUUCUGCAAGAUUGUCAAGCAAGAUCCCAAGCUCAUGCCUUGGUCUUUACAAGACGCGAACGACCGCUCCUCGCGUGGUAAUAUGUUCCGGGGCAUUCUCUCACGUGGAUUGUCUGGUGACCGUGGCAGAGAGCGAGCGUCCAGCAUUGAGGACCAACGUGCAGCACGACAAGCAAAGCUGAACCGCGAGAUUGAGGAGACGGUUGCGAAACGGUGA
This is a messenger RNA of Exophiala viscosa, 3327 nucleotides long. RefSeq names its product 1-phosphatidylinositol-4,5-bisphosphate phosphodiesterase. NCBI's taxonomy places the organism in Eukaryota, Fungi, Ascomycota, Eurotiomycetes, Chaetothyriales, Herpotrichiellaceae. The record is from RefSeq and is a predicted model, not a curated record. The transcript has a single exon. The coding region runs from base 1 to 3327 and encodes 1108 amino acids. Gene Ontology annotation, molecular function: calcium ion binding; phosphatidylinositol-4,5-bisphosphate phospholipase C activity. Gene Ontology annotation, biological process: phosphatidylinositol-mediated signaling; release of sequestered calcium ion into cytosol; lipid metabolic process.